UUCUGUUUGUUAAUGUCCACUAAAAAGGAUGUGGGUAAAGCUACCAGUACAAGAAAAUCUUCAACAAGUACAUCAAAGAUCAAUGCAAAAACUCGUGAAGAAAGCAUGGACAGAAAGAAGAAAGAAAAGAAGGAAAUACCCAUCAAAGCUACCAGUUUGAAACCUAAAAAAUCCGAAAACAAGGAAGUAGAACCUGAUACAAAACCCAAAGUGCCUAAAUCUUCUAGCAAACCUUCUGUAGAUUCUAAAGUAACAAUAAGUAAGAAGAAACUCUCAUCAGAUGGACCGAAAACUCCUAGCGGUAGUAAGAUUUCGAAAACCCAAUUCUUUCCCACCAAAACCAUGUACUCGAAUGCACUCAAAGAUAAAGAUGAGAAAGGAGCAGGCGAUAACAUCAAAAGACCCGUGAAAGAAGAACUCUCAUCUAAAAAAUCUUCCCAAAAUACUGCUCCACCGAAGAAAACAACCACCAAGACCGAUAAACUUGAAGCUACAAGAAAUGUAAAUAAAGCCAAGAGUUUGAUUAAUGUGUCUAACAGAACCUUAGCCGACAAGACAACCCCUAGAAGCCCCAUAGCAGACCUGAAGAAAAAUGGCCCAGUCAAAAUUCUUCGAUCCAAGCAGCCUCCAUCUUUGGAAUCCAACAAAUCUGCGUAUACCUCACCAGACACAAGCACCAUCUCCGAAAGACCAAGAACAGCUACACUGAGGAAAGGCAGCAUUGUAAACGCAAACAUAGUAGGACCAGAUGCACCUAGGACCCUAGCAAAAGUCAAAUCUCCGACACCCAGAUCAUCAGAGGAAGAGUUCAACUACGAAGAUGACUUUGACUCCUACGAAUCAGAUUUUGAGCAGUACUCUUCAUCCAGUUCCAACGCAGAUAAUUUAUCUGGAGAAGGAACUAGCAGCGGUAGUAGUAGUGACCAAGAAGUGGCACCAAGAGAGCUUCAGUCUGCCCGGAGAAAAGUCCUAUCAGCUGGCAGCGAGGAAGAGAGAAAGCUGGACUCUGGUCACUUCGAUAUGCCGGACUUCAAGCACAAGCAGAUCCUCGACAACAUCAAGGAGUCCGUGGAGAAAGAGAACAGCAACUUGAUGCUGAGCAAUAACCCAGCUUCUCUUUCCGACGAAGGCUUUGAAGAACAAAAAUCUCUGCAGAUGAUCAACUUCUUGGAUGCCCAGAAGAAACACGAGCAUAGGAAAAGCGUGGAGAUCAAGAGGAAACGUGGGGAGGAAAUUUUGAGCAUGAUCAGAUUGGAUACUUACAGUUUCACUUUGUUUGAUUUACCGCCUGUGCCUUAUGAUGUUUUUAUCAAGAAUUAUGGAAGCACCAAUAGCGUGCAGAUUGCAGUUCAGACUGGCGAAGAUGACAUAGAUGAAGAUACUCAAACUGACUUUGUUGAUAUGUCAACAAAAUGGACACAAGCACCUGUUGCUUUUAGUAAUAUAGAAGAAGAUGAUCCACAAUUUUGGCAAACAUACAAACAAGACUAUCUAGGGGUAGGAAAUGAAAACUGCGAAGAAUCAAAAUGGGAAACUACGAGAUUCAAUGAAUUCUCUUUGAAUAACUUCUUCUCAUCUGCAGGAAACUUGGUCCUGCGGAUCCUAGAGGAAUCUAGAAUUGGAAACAUUAAUAAGCUAGAGAAAAAUUCUAGAGCCAUACCAUUCAGUGCUGGUUACAUUUCGCUCAAUACCAGCGAAGAUAUUUUCAAAGAUAGCACUGUGAAGUUUGUGACUUUUUCUUGUGAUAUUAGAGGUAGGAUUAUGACAGUUCAUUCCAGAAAAAGUGAUGGUGAUAGUGUGUUGGCCGUAUGGCGAAUAUGUGAUCCAGAAAAACCUGAGGCUGUUUACUUGUCUCAUGGUGUAUCUUGUUGUUCUUUUGGCCCAGAAAAAUUGGGACUAGUGUUUGCUGGACUUACUAGCGGAAUGCUUUCUGUAUGGAACUUGAGGCGUAAGAAAGAGGAAUUCGGCAACAGUGCUGAUUUUUGUACUGAUAUUGGUUGUGGGCACGACUCAAAAAUCAUCGGCUUGUAUCCAAUUGGUGAUAUUUCUGACUCGUCUUUCAAUGAAUUGAGUCAAACAAAUGAGGUUCGCGAGUCAGAUUACUUGAUUCUCAUUCACAACUAA
Phaedon cochleariae (mustard beetle) is the source of this 2124-nucleotide messenger RNA. Lineage: Eukaryota; Metazoa; Arthropoda; Insecta; Coleoptera; Chrysomelidae. The record is from the annotation of a GenBank genome assembly.